GGGGUGAGCGCUUCCUGCACACGUGAAUGUUGGGUCAGAAUUUUGGUACUGUAGCUGCUGCAAACUUGGUGUCUGAAGAAGGUGGGAAGAAAUCAUGCCCUCUGCCUCGUCUAAACCCCGACCAGGCUCGCCACAGGAGCAUCAAAAUGCUCUCCAGCAAGUCCUGAACAUUGUGGAGAAGAAAGUCCGCAAUUUGGAGAAGCGAAAGCAAAAACUGGAUGGAUAUAGAGAACUGUCCAAGAAAGGAGAAGAGCUGAACAAGGACCAGCUGGAAGCUGCCGCGAAGUAUGAUGAGGUUGUGCAGUGUCUGGAGCUGACUAAUGACUUCAUGAAGCAGUUCCUGACUAUCAACGCUGAGACCCAGAAGUUGGUGAAGAAGGCGGAGAAGCGCCAGCUGCUGGCUCAGCGGGAGGUGGAGCUCAAGAGAGUGCAGGACCUACUGGAGAUUCAGCACGUGCUGGACCUGCUGGGCACCGACGCCGUUCGCGACGACUUCAAACAGGGCAAGCCUGGCGCCGUGCCCCUGACGGAGGCCCAGCUGACACAGCUGGACGAGCUGUACAAGGUCAUUAACCCUGAGACAGAGGAAGGCACCAGUUUCUGCAGCCAGCAGGCAGACGCCAGUGAGCAUGUCCUGUGUCUUCUGGACGCUCGUGACAAGGAGAUAGCAGGCACCACAUACAAAGACUUGCGGGAAUUGCUCCAGGAAGUCGUGAACUGCCCGUACUGGGACAAGAUGCACGCCCAGCCCGAGCCAGCCGCCGAGAACGGGCCGCCCCAAGAUGAACAACAGGAGGAAGAAGAAGAAGAGGUGGAAGAGGAGGCUCCACCUCAGCAGGUGCCUCAGCAGGAGGAGUUUGUUGCCGUGGAGACGGAGGACAUCACCACUGUGGAAGAGACUGAGGUGCUCAAAACUUCCCUGGUCUUUGAGCGCCGGGUGCAGGAACCCCUGGCCCCCGAGCCUCCCCAGGAGCCCCUGGUGCCCAACCAGACGUCGGCGUCCAUGGCGGACUCCAUGUUCGCCAUGACGGCGGCCCAGCAGGCGAUGGUGGUGCGGCCGCAGCGCUCGCUGGACGAGGUUCUGGCAACGGUGCAGGGCAGCUUCAACUUCAUGCAGGAGUCGCUGAUCGACAGGGAAACCCCGACCCAUAGUAUGGACCCAGCUGUGGUCGCCGCCCAGCCAAGUAUGUCGGGACCCCCUAAACCUAUCACUCCGCCCCCUUCUGUACAACAGAAAGAACAAUCCCAGCAGACAGGCUACCCCCAGCAGGCCCCGGCACAGGUACCACAGGCCCCCAGGACGAUCACACCGCCCCCUACAGCUACUACCACACAAACACAGACCAACCAGACACUGUACGGCCAGUCAUACACGGGGAACGCCCAGCUUGGACAGACAGCAAAUAACCAGUACAGCAGCAACUCGUACGGACAAUCCAGCUCCCAGUACAACACUCAGAACUCUCAGUACAACUCCCAACAGAGCCAGUACGGCAGCAGCACAGCAAACUCACAAUACAGCAGUCAGCAAACGUCCAGCAACUACCAGACCAGCUCCAGCACACAAUACGGCAGCCAGGCGGUGGCGGGCACGCAGUACGGAGGACAGUCCGGACUCUCGCAAAUGUCGAACCAACAGUACAACUCUCAGCAGUGGGGCGUGGACACGGGUUCGCACGCGGAGCAGUCCCUCAGUAAGCUUGGUUCCUCCUCGCUGGGCUCUCAGUCGCAGAGCCUGUCAGACCAUUCCUUAGGAAACAUAGGCUCCAGCUACAACCCCCCUCCCACCAUUCCCCUUCCCAACGACCAGUCCACCAUGCAAACCUCUCAGAGCUACGGACUCCAGGACUCCUCUCAGACUGGCCAGUUGUCGUACACGGGACACGAGGCGUCCAAAAUGGCAGCGCUGAACGAUAACAACAGGAUUCCCCUGCCCAGCGAGACGCCCACCAUACCCAUGCCCAAUCAGAACGAUGUACAGGUACCAAAGUCAUCAGCAGGCACCAAUGUGAACGCAGCGCCAUUUCAGUCAACGAUGGCGUCAUACUCGAUGCAGGGUGGUGAGAACCCGCAGCAGAUGUCCCCGCCCCAGAGCCAACAGUACCCUUCACAGACGGAACAAUAUGGCGACGCUACAGUCACCACCGGAGACUCCGGAGGUUUCCAGCAGUCUGGCCUCAUGACGUCCCAACAGCACUUCCGCAACCAGCCCUUCCAGAACAGAGGGGGCCGGGGCGGUCGUGGGGGCCGGGGAAACAGCGCAUCCUUCAGGGGACGCGGGGGUAUGAACGGGAGAGGAAACGCACGCUUCAACAGCGCUUUCACAGGUUUCUACCAGAACUCCAACCCUGGGUACCAGGGUGGUUUCAGAGGUGACCAGACGUUUCCCAACACAUACGGACAGGACCAGCAGAGGAGCUACACUAGGGCACAGGAUGGUUUCCCCAGGGGAGGCAGGGGCGGCAUCGGCCCUCGUGGAGCCCCCAGGGGAGCCAUCGCUGUCGGCGGUCGCGGCGGGAUGCGGGGCAUGGGAUCCCCGCGAGGCGGACGCGGAGGCUUCAACAAGCCGCCAUCCUCCCAGCCAGGUGCAGCCUCCCCUCCCCAGCCACAGGCAGUGGCAUAGUCCAUCCACCACCACCACACCCAUCAUGAACUGACCAAUGACGAUCAAGCUCUCUCCAAUACUGACCAAUAACAUGUAGUGUAGCAGACUUGAUUAAUGCAAACAUAUACUGUACUGAGGGGUAGUCCUUUGUUUGGCUCAGGUAAAAACAAGUGGGCAUAGAAGACACAAUUUUUGCUGACCAUUUGGAGUUUUACAGUGAGACAGAAAAGAUGACCAUGCCCUCUUAAAUAGAACUAUCCGUAAGUAAAUAGGUUCAGGUGCUUUUGAUCCCAUGGUACCGGUACUUGAGAAGUGUCUUUUACCAUGUUCUCUGACAGUUUAUACUAAACUCCCUCUCGCAAAGUAACAAUGUCAUAGACUAUUAUUUCAGUAUGUCAAUCAUCCUGAAAGUUUAUAUACCACUGCGAAGGUUGAAGUCAGCAAAAUCUUAGCAUGUGCGAAAAUGUCAGAGAACAUGGAAGUCACAAAGUAUGGAAAAGGUAUUGUUGCUUUUAGUAUCCACAUUACAAAAUGACAUGCCUGCUUUGUACAAAUUAUCGCUAUACCGGGAUGGUUAUACAGAAGGGAUGGUUUCAAAAGCUCCUGAUACCUAUAGAUGUAUUUAAUUCUAAUCCAGACACUUCAGAGGAAGCAGUUGAAUAAUUUGUUGAACCUUUUUUUCUUCCUCCCUUUUGUUGAAUUUCUAUUUUUUAAGUUUCUGUUCAGCGGAAGGUUGGAUGUGUUUCUGCCGUUUGCACCUUUGUUUUAGAGCUGAACCUGUAACACGUAUGUCUUUUGAGAGACAUGUCAUCGUCUUAAAAAGAUACGAUGCUCCGCCAUUGAGGUGUCUCUAAAAACUUACCAACUCAUUUUGUUAAAUGUAUGUACGAGAACACUGAAAGGGGGAAAUGAAGAGCAUGCAUGGCCACUCAUAAUGUGGAGACACAUAUUGUUGGCUGGGGCAUAUUUGUGACCACCAUCUGACACCAAGUAAAAGAAAAAAACUGAAGAAAAAAAUCGCAAAAGUUGAAAAAAAAA
Messenger RNA from Branchiostoma belcheri (Belcher's lancelet), 3643 nucleotides. RefSeq names its product caprin-1-like. Lineage: Eukaryota; Metazoa; Chordata; Leptocardii; Amphioxiformes; Branchiostomatidae. Bases 95 to 2623 code for a protein of 842 amino acids. The record is from RefSeq and is a predicted model, not a curated record. Gene Ontology annotation, cellular component: cytoplasm. The transcript has 15 exons. Gene Ontology annotation, molecular function: RNA binding.